Molecule: messenger RNA, 6809 nt
Organism: Drosophila eugracilis
Lineage: Eukaryota; Metazoa; Arthropoda; Insecta; Diptera; Drosophilidae
Exons: 5
Coding region: 577-4380 (1267 amino acids)
Cellular component (GO): nucleus
Source: RefSeq, a predicted model, not a curated record
CGUUCGAAUCGUCAUCAGACGGUUGGUAAAUUUUCUCGCUCUCGUCGCUCUCGGUUUUAGCCCCACCGUAUGCGUGUGUUUGUUUGUGCCUUGUGUAUGUGCAUGUUCGUGUGAGCCCGUGACGCAUUCUUGUUUUGCAUCGAAAAUCACCAAAAGAAAUCAAAGGAAAUCACCAAUAAAGCUGUUAAAGCCAAAAAUUAUUAUAGGCUAAAAAUCCAAGCAUAGUUAAAAAUCCAACGACCCUGCAUGUGCAACUCCAAUAGCAAGUGUAUGUGUGUGUAUUAAGUGGGGAGUGGUGGCAGCUGUGGGGGAAGGAAGCGAACGAGCCGCAAAAGAGAGCCAGAAAAAAGGGCGAGGGCGACUGGCUGGAAAAAAGAGAAAAAGAAAAAAAACGGAAAAGGAACAAGAGAAAUCAUAAAAACGCCGGCAACAGCGAUUCUCGAGUGCCCUCCCCUCCACGUCAAGUAAGGAAAGAUAAGACAACAAUAGAGCAACAAAAACAGCAGCGUAAAGUAAAGAAAGAACAAAUAGACAGAAAGAGCAGGAAACAAAAGCGGCGCCGGCUUCACAUUGGACAUGUCAUGUCAGCAAGCCUCCAGAUUCCAUUCAGCCACCGCAACAGCCACAUUAGCCAAGAGCACAGCCACCAGAAGGAUUGCUACAGCAGCAGCAUCAGCAACUGCCACAGCAGCAGCUACUGUAGCAGCAGGAGCAGUGAUAACCACAGUAACAGCAGCGCUGACGCCAGUGGAGAGCAUUGCCGGCAAGACGACGUCCGAGGACUCGGAUCCAUAUGCCUUCACAGAGACUGUGGCCGUCGCACCGCCCAUUUUAUUCAAUGCACAGAAAUCUAGAGCCCGCUUAAGCGACAGCAAUAGGGGCAGCAACAAGAGGCAGACAGCAGCAACAGCUGCGGCUAGCAGAAAGGCAAAUCUGGUGGCCCAAUUGAAUGUCACAGCAGCAUCAAAGGCGCAGGCGUCUUUGGCGACUAACACAACGAAUUUCAAUCAUGUCACGCAAUCUCAGAGACAAUCGCCGGCGUUGCAGUUGCAAUUACCUUUGCAAUCACAGUCGCAGUCGCAGGCCUCUCCGAAGAGGGCCACCAACGUGUGCAUAGUCCGCCCUCAGCAGCAGCAGCUGGAGAAGAUAGCACCUUCGGAGUCCUGCCAGCUGCCGUCGGCACCACCCCCGCUGUAUGCCCACACUCCAUCUCUAUGGCAGACGCCGCUCCUCCUUGACAAUGGGCAAAAGCAACCGCAACAGCUGCAACCACAACAGAAGCAGCUGCAACAGCAACAGAAAGCACAGAAGCUGCAACAUGUCCAACAGCAACAGUUGCAUCAACAGCAGCAACAGCAUCUUUUGCAGCAACAGCUCCUCCAGCAACAUCAGCAACAUCUCCCGCAGCAUCAGCAACAGCUCCUUUUGCAACAACACCAACAGCUUCUUCAGCAGCAGCAGCAACAGCAAUCUGUUGCGAUUGCGUUGGUCAGCCCGCCCACAUCGCCCGCCUCAUUACCUUCGCCUACUUUGCCGCCUGCCACCGCUGCAGUGACCGCCAUGGUAGCACCGAUCUCUGUAUCGCCCAAGGGUGGAUUACCUUUGCCGCCAUCGAAAUUCCAUCAUACCACAUUGGCGCAACAUUUGCAGAAGGUGGAGUGUUUGAAGAAAAAGAAAUCCUUGCCAUUGGCCUGCCAAAACAACAACAACAAUAACAAAUUGCAGAACAAUAACAAUGUGGUGGAGUCACUUCAAAAACCGGUGGUGCAGGGAUCGAACUACAAUCAAACUCAGCCACCACCCCUGAUGGUUUUUAAUACGGGAACAGUUGCAGUUUCCACGCCGACUCCACAGAUUGCUGCUCCACAGAAACAUUCCACCAGCAACAAUGUGGAUGACAGCGAUCUUAACGAGAUACCCGUCAACGUUAUCUUCCGAAAGCCUUCAAUGGCGGGCGGAGCAACGACGUCGGCAGCAGAAGCUGCAGGAGUCAUAAGUGGCACUGGACCGGGGUCAACACUACAGCGGCCCACGGGAAAUAAAUUGUUGACACCUCUGACGCCGCCAACUCCGCCUGAGAUGAGUGCACCGCCUUUGCUUGCGCAAAUGCAACCCCAGAUGCCCACAUCUUGUGUUCCGUCUUUAGCUCCCAGCUUCAAAGUGGUGCCACCAGCAGUUGUCAGCACCAAAGUGGUAUCACCAGCUCCUCCAAGCUCAAUGCCCUCGGUUACAGCAGUGCCCGCUUCAACGAACUUACUGCAGAGUGCACCAUCAGCUGUUCUAGCCACCACAACCUCAUCAGCACCCGCAUUAGCCAAGAAAACUGAACAAAUGUCUUCCAAAGUGGCCAAUUUAAACGCCGCCAACCAUCAAGCGCCAAUAGCUUCAAAAGGUGGCAGAAAAGGCAUCACUAACACUAACAACAAUAGAAACGAUAACGUUAUAGCAAAGAAACAGCCACAAUCUUCGAUGCCGCCUCCAAAGGAGCCGAGUCCAUCAUCAGCAAACAAGGCAGCAGAUCCGGAAUAUCGUCAGCGACGACGCAAACCUGCCUCUAAACGCAACGUAGCAAAUUUGAGUGAGAAUGAAAUCUAUCCGGCAGAUUCCCCCUACUGCCUGCAACAGCACUGGCUGCACUCUGGAUUCAAGGAGAAAACCAACGACACACCUCUUUCGCAGAGCAACCGUCGUGAGGAGCGGAUUGCGCUCCGAAAAGGGUUCUUGAGGCGACAGGCGCUGCAGUUGCUGUCUACAAGGUCGUUACAGGAGCUACCCAUGCGAGCGGCUAAACAGCGAUUGCAGAGCGUCCAAAACUUGCUGAUUAAAUACCAGGAUCACGCUGCACAGCAGGAGGGAGUUGGAAUUGGCAACCGAUGCUUGGUGGCCAGCUGCAAGCAACCCACGCUGAGCAUGGCGGCGCACUGUGAGCGCCACAUUGUGAACAACGGCACGCAGCAGCUAUUCCAACCCUGUGUGGCAUGGCGCGUGGAUGGAACCGCUUGCCAUGCUCCUGUCUUUGAUGUGCUGCACACACUGGCUCUCUGCAAAGUGCACAGCCACCUGCGGUCCGGAAUGGAUGCAUCCCGUCCGGCACCGAAGCAGGUGCUGCCCGUAAGCUUACCUGUCACAGGAGUGGCAAACCAAUAUGUUCCCGCAAAGCAACAGCGAAAGCGAAAGGCAAACACAAAUCCCGUGGCUCGUCCGCAGAAACGUGGCAGAAAGCCGGCAAAUGAACUAAUGGUUAACCACAUCAGCAACCCGAUAAAUACACUGACGCUGACUCCUUCGGCGGGAAUGCAACGCAAGAGCAGCACCACCUCUCUAGAAUCCAUUGCCAGCAAUUCACACUCAUCGGCCACCUCGCACUCCCAGCCGCCGUAUACACCAGUAAAUGUGUCAGUUGCGGUUUCUGCAGCACAGAACUUACCCCAGCUAUCAAUUCCACCAGCAUUGGCUCCACUCAGCGGUGAUUUCGAGCCCAAACAGCAGCCAAAUGAACCGCUCUUGGUGCCCAAAUUGGAGGUGGAUACGUUGUUUAAAUUGGAGGCCGAUCAACUAACGUUGGACAAUGCCCAUAUCAAGGCCGAGGAGAUUAACCAAAUUGUAGCCCAAUUGGCGGCCGCCGGUGGUGAUUUGCCACAACACAACAAUAACAACAUAAAUAGCAACCAUAAUAACAAUAGUGUGCACUUCAACAAUAAUAAUAUGAACUAUAGCAACAAUAACAACAACCAGCACAGUUUCCCCUCAUUCAAUACGGCAUUUGGCAAUGCCAUGGGUCAGCCCACAAUCACGCACAAUGGUCAUGCUGCUCACACUGUGUUGGCCAACACGACGGAUCUACUGAGCCAGGAUAUGUUCGGAAUUUGCGAGAACAGCUCGGCUUAUGCCAGUUCAGAAGACACCGGCCUGGGCGGGCUCAGUGAGUCGGAGCUGAUAGGCGCUAACGAUGCUGAUGACAUAGCAUUGAAUGGUGCCCACUUACUGGAGGAGCACGAUCUGGUAAAUGUGUUCGACACUCUGCCGGACGAUGCUUUCAACGAACUGUUCCAAUCCGGUGUGUAUUUAACAACAAUUUUACUUGUUCAGCUUUUCAUUGUACUAAUCCAUGUGUGCCUCCGUUGCCACCGCCAUUGCCAAUGCCAUCGCCAUCGACCUCGCCUUGGAUCUGUGCCGAUGCAGUGCAACAAGCCGAGUGCGAGGCCAUGGACCGGGCUUUGGAGAUCGCCGAUAAGAACCUCAAGUGUCUGCAGCAGACGAUCGGCGGUUCGGACAGCGCCUUUCUUAAUGAUUUUCUGGAAGUCGGCGACGAUUUUCUGGCCGAUGCUGCGAUGCACUCACCGAACACAUCCGGCAUCGAUGCUGCCACUCUCUGCGUAGACAGCAGCAGCGGCGGUGGAAAUAGUAGCAGCAACGGUGUCACCGACAUUCGGGGCUUGGUUCAGACCUAAUUCUGGCAUCGGGUGGGAUUUAGGGCCUGCAGAUUUCUCCUCCACAGAAAAAGAGUGAUUUUCCAAGCUAAAAGUUUCCUUCAACUUUCGGGCAGCUUUCGCUAAAAGUUUCAAUACUUUCUUUUUGGCCAAUUUCUUAAUUGCGAUUCUGGUUCAGCACUAUCUUCUAUAUGCUGCUUAAAUGUUAUGCCUGCAUACUCGUACUCCAGAAAAUAUGCGUGAGAGCUAGAUAACAUUAAAAAACCAUAUAGUUAUGCGUUAAUGUGAAAAACAUAAAAAAAAAUUACAAAAAUUAAAAAACUUCGAAAAAAAUGUCCAAAAAUAUUUAAUUCAACAUAAAGAAGAAACAACAAUAAGAAUGAAAUGUAUAUGUAACCAACCGUACACACAGAAGAAACAUAAAUUAUGUAAAUUUGCGGGAAACUGUAGCAUUACAUAACUCUUAACGUAACUUAAUUUGUUAGUGAAACAACAAAGGAUUGUAGAGAGCAGCUUUAUUAUACAUAUAAAAAAACGUAAAAUGAUAGAAGAGAUAACCAGAGCAAACAGAGAAAAUGAAACCGAAAUAGUAGGAAAUCUAGCAACAAAUUUUGAAUUCUGAAUUAAAUGCACGAACGCGAUACAUUUGGAGAGUUCGUUAACCUAAGUAAGUCUAGAAUUUGUUUAAACAACAUUUUGUGAGCGCAUUUAUAACAAGAACACCUUACACUCAAACGAGAAUUGCAAUCAAUUUCAACAGAAAAACAAAAACAUGAGAAGCAGAAAAAGUUUUAGUUUGGUUUAGUUCUUGGUUUGCACGUAAUACAAACACACACACACACACAUAUACACUCACACCUACACACAUACAUACAUACAACGUACAAGGGACUAGUUUGAAACCGCGAAUCGUAUUACUAAAUAUAUAUACAACUAUAUAUAAUUAUAUAUAAAAUAUAAAUAUAUAUAUACAUGAUACUACUUAAAUAUAUCUGUACACAUACGUUUAAGUGUAAGCUUUAAUUUAAACCAACCCACAAACAAAGAAAAGGAAAAAUCUAUAACAAAAACAAAAAAAAAAACAAAACAAAACAAUACAACAGAAUGUAAAAGUGUAAACUUGAUUUAUUUUUAAGGUCUUUUAUUUAGCCAUUGCGCGAUGGCCGAAAACUUCGUUCGAUUUUAAUUUAGCCUAACAAAUUUUAAAAGCAAAAUUAGGCUGACCGACAAUUUUUGAGUUUCUUACCUUGCGUUUGUCUAUAUAGAUUCUGUAAAUUAACAAAUAUUAAAUAGAACAUAAAUGAAAUGUAAUUUUCUUUAGUCUAGUGACAAGCAACCACUUAUAAAACGAGAUAUAUUUAUACAACCAAUACACAAAACAAGCAAGAAAACUGUUACGCUUUAAAAUACGAUAUAUAUAUAUAUAUAUAAAUAUAUAUAUAUAUAUACCAUAUACCACUCACUCGAGCCCGAUCCCAAAAUUACAGCAAAAACAAAUUCAGACCCAAACCAUUCCAUCUUCCCAUCCAUUGUAAGUUUUCAUUUAUCAUCUUUCACCUGGAAUCUAAGCAAGUAUUAAAUGAAUGAAAAACGUUUAAUAACACUAGAUUACUAUGUAUUUGUAUAUGUAUCACACGCAUCGACUUUUCAUUAUGUUUAAGCACACCCCAUCGCACACUCGGAACACUUGCAUCUUUCAUAGGGAUUUUCGUAAGGGCCGUGGCGGAAAUCGAAGCGAAACGAUAGGAGCAGAAUGAACUACUUUAAACAUAAUGGAACUCUGUAAUAUAUGAUAUACGAUUAACUCCCACACUCUCACUCUCUAUCUCUAUAAACCCUAUAUAGAUAUAUAACUGUAUUCGUUCUUGAGUUAGUUGAUUACCGAUUACUGGGUUGAUUACUGAUUAAGUUGGCCCGCACUUUACUCUGAUCUACUUCGCUGUGCAAGUGACGCGAACAAAAAUUUACGCCUUUUUUUUGAUUUGUUUAGUAGCGAAACUACAAAACCAUGUAUUUGAUUAUAUGCUUUAAAAAAAACUAUUUUUUACAAUACUUUACUUUAUAAGAACUGUAGCGAUGAACCUACAAGUCCACAUCCCUCCAGUAGCCGCCUCGUUUUCAUUAUUUGAAGUUUUGUCUAUGUUUUCGGUAUGAGGUACAAUUUCAUUUUGUAAUUUACGUGCAUUUUUGUGAUCUAAUUUGUGUAACUAUUAUAAACAAACAAAAACAAAAAAAUAAAACAAAAUACUUUAAGAAAACGAAAAAAAAAAAAAAUAAAACAGAUCGAAGCAAAUGAAAAAAAAAAACUUAUUGAUUUUAUGGCAACUGAAUAUUUUACCCUGAAAAUAUAAUACAAUAUUUUUAGUAAAAAAAACCAAA